AUGAUCAAGGAAAAUAUACUUGGCCCUGAUAAUUCAGUCCAAAUAGGAAAUAGUUUAGAAGUAAGUGGUGGAAGCCGUCAUGGUAGUUUCCGUUCGAGUUUUCGUCGACGUGGAAAUACUGCACCAGGAAUGCAACAAAAUGACCAGUAUUCAAAUGAUCAUUUCAAGUAUCAAGAUGAAAUGCAAACACCUAAUUCUAAUGUGGGUUCAAAAAGAUAUUAUUCAAAAGAAUUUCAUGGAACCGAUAAAGCUAACAUGGAUAUUGACUAUCGAGGGCAGAUUGAUCAGCAAAACACAGCAUUUGGACAGCAAAGAAGUCCAGCUGGAAGACCCAUAGCUAGAGCUGCUACAACUGGAUUUACUGGUUUAGGUUACUCCCCAUCUGAACAACAACAGUUCGCUCAACAUAUGGCUCAACAUCCUCACUCUCCUUAUCUAAUGGCUUCAACAAGUCAACAGUUAGACAUUCAAAUGGAACCUCAGAUCAAUCCCAAUCGCGGAUUUGAAUAUGGCACAGUGCCACGUCCGCGUAGCAGACAGACUGAAACUGCAUCUCUCCAUUCUCCAACGAUUGACAGUGCAAAGCUUAUGAAGACAGGAGCUCAUAGGUCAACUGAAAUUCGAAUAGACAAUAGUCAACUUGUACAACCAUGUCCAACUUAUCGUGCUGAUGUUGGUUAUGUGGAUGAAAAUCACACCCGUAACUUUCAAAAUAUAGGAAUUACUUUAAAUGGAGUAUUCAACAAUGAAGAACCAAUCAUAGAAAAUUGGGAAGAAGAUACUGUACUACCAAAAGAACCAGUCUUACCACCUGAAACACCACUGACUUCAGUGAACAAGGUUCGAAGAAGAACCCUUCCAUCUAUAAUGACUGAACCUCCUAUUCAAACCACUAGGAAUGCCUGCAUUAAACCGGGGUCACAACUACCGAAUUCUCGAAGAAAUGCAACCACAAAAGGAACAACUCACAAUCCCGAUUUACGUUGUGUCAUAGAUGAUCAGACUGUACAUAGUGCCGAAAACCUACCAGCAGAUGCUGCUGCCACUUAUAUAAUCGAGAAUGGAAUUCGUAAACGAGUUCAGGCUGAAACUAACAACCGUCAACAAAAUCAACGCAAUAAAACGUCCACAGGACUAACAGGGUCACCUCGAAAAGCAUCAGAAAACAAUUAUAUGGAAGGAAGCAGACCAGAAUGGACUACGGCAUAUGAUCCAUACAGACCAGCAAUGGAAAACACUGGAGUUGUCACGGCUACCCGGCUUGGAACAAACAAACACCAUGAUCCAGAAACAGAAGAUCUGUUACCUCUUCCUAAAUCGUAUCGUAUUGAGUCAAUAAUUCACCUCCCUGGUGCCUCAAAAGAAGCUAGUAUGCCAGAUAUUUCCAUAAAUCAUAGUCAUACUUCCAGUCAGUAUGAUAGUCCUUCAAGGCGUAGAGCAGUACUACAUCCUGUUUCUGGAGAACUGACUCGUGAAGAAGUUGCACGCUUAAGCCAAGCCAGAAGACAAGAAUUAUAUCAUGAAAUGGAAAGACGAAAACGAGGUGAAAUUGUUAUACGUUUAGCUGAUAUCAAGGACUGGAUUCGUGAUAAUUUCGUCAUCGUUUUCGUUUUAUUGGUUAAUGCCAGCUUGGCAUUUUUCUUUUUCAAUUUACUAACUGGAAAUACAAAUCAACCGAACCAGUCUGGAAGAAAUGCUCAAAACUCUGGUCGAUCUCAACCAAGUGAUUCAAAUGUAGUUGCAGUGAGAGCACUUAAAACAGCGAAAAAGGUUAUCUCAGCAGCUUUGAAAACUAAGCACCAAAAUGCGGCUGGACAACAAAAGCCGUAAGCCAACUUAACGACACAUAUACGUGUGCACAAUAUGAUGAUAGUACACAAGAUUCUAGUUUCGAAAUUAUUGAAGCUUUCCUUGUUUCAUGGUGUUGUGGUUUGAUACACUGACAUCAGUGUUUUCUUCCCCUUUUAGUCAAACUAGAAAAAGAUUGAUACUGUACUCCUUCGUCACUUUCGUCACCUUUCUUUUGAUAAACACAA
This is a messenger RNA of Heterobilharzia americana, 2036 nucleotides long. The record is from the annotation of a GenBank genome assembly. Lineage: Eukaryota; Metazoa; Platyhelminthes; Trematoda; Strigeidida; Schistosomatidae.